This is a messenger RNA of Adelges cooleyi (spruce gall adelgid), 2948 nucleotides long. Its product is annotated as zinc finger protein ZFP2-like. The record is from RefSeq and is a predicted model, not a curated record. The transcript is spliced from 7 exons. Lineage: Eukaryota; Metazoa; Arthropoda; Insecta; Hemiptera; Adelgidae. Bases 466 to 2553 code for a protein of 695 amino acids.
AUCUUCAUUGGGUUCUACCUACAACAAAGAGGAUUAAUAAAUAUACAACCGUGAACCGCGGAAUACAACGAUAUUACAACCAAUAGCAUCCGACCACCGCAGCCAACCAUGUCGUCACGUUAUCAUUAUGAAAUUGUAGUGAUUGUGUGUCUCAGUUCUUGCUUAAAGCGACUGAUUUUUUGUGAGUUAUAUAGUUGUGUUUACAGUAAAUUAAUUGUUAAUACAAAUUUGUAAAACAAAUUUUAAUUACAUAAAGUGUCCGAUUUUCAACCUAUUGUUUUGGGUCUAGAAAUCGUAGCCUUGGCAAGCGGUCUCAUCGUAGCUCAAAUGUUUUUUACGGUUAUUACAAAUCUGAAGUCAAAACACUGUGGACUCCUCUAGUUCCAGAAUUAUAGUUACUUGAAUUUUUCCAACGCUUUAAACUAAGUUGAAGUAGUUAGAUACCAACUGAAAAUCAGAUCAGAAAUGGAUAAUUAUAACAAAAUAAAUAAAUGCGACGAGGAUACAAAAGAGCAAUUGACUGAAGCCUUAUCGAAAACUACAAAAUCUAAAUCUGUUGCAAAGUCAUACAACUGUUGUCCCACGACCCACAUCGAACAAUCUAAAACAAUUGACAGUGAUGCAUAUGGUGUCAGAGAAACGAGCAAUGAAAUAUUAGUCAAAGCCGAGGUAGACCUAGUGGGCGGAUAUGUAUUUGAGUCUGUGAUAGAAAUUGAAAAAAAUAGGCUUCCAGAUUUGCAAACGAACGAUUUGGACGAAAUACUUAGAUUCGUCUGCGAUAUGUGUACCAAGUCGUUUAAUACUAAAAGAAAAGUUGCUCGUCACAUAUCUCAAUCACACAGUGAGAACUUAACGUCCCAGAAAAGCACAGAGAAACAAGUUGCCAGAAAUAUUUUAGUACUUAAUCAAGCAAGAGGCCAGACGAAAAUUAAAAUAGACCAAACUGACAAUUAUAAUUGCAUAUUAGAAAAAAUAGAAAAAAAUCGGCAGUCAAAAGAACAACCAAAAACAAUAGACAAUAAUGCAUAUAAUGUUGGAGAAACGUGCAUAGAAACAAUAGUCAAAGCCGAGGUAGACCUAGUUGGGCGAUAUGUAUUUGAAUCGGUGAUAGAAACUGAAAAAAAUAGGCUUCCAGAUUUGCAAACGAACGAUUUGGACGAAAUACUUAGAUUUGUCUGUGAUGUGUGUAACAAGGCGUUUAGUACAAAAAGAAGAGUUGCUCGUCACAUAUCUGAAUCACAUAGUGAGAACUUAACAUUCCAGAAAAGCACAGGAAAACAAGUUGUCAAAAAUGUUUUCAUUUCCAAUAAUAUGAGUAAUGAACCAAAUAACAAAUGCGUGCACACCGGUGAAAAGAAGCUUUACAAAUGUAAUGUGUGCUUCAAGUCGUGUUCUUCAAAAUAUCAUCUCACACAACACAAUCGGGUGCACACCGGUGAGAAGCCCUACAAAUGUGAUGUGUGUUCAAGAUUUUUUUCUCUAAAAUCCUCCCUCACAAAACACAAACUUGUGCACACUGGGGAGAAGCCUUACCAAUGUGCUCUGUGCUUAAAGUCAUUCGCUGUAAUAUCCUGGCUCACAGUACACAAACGCCGCAUGCACACAUUUUUGGAAAAGCCCUACAAAUGUGAUGUAUGCUUAACGUCGUUUGCUGAGAGGAGAUUACUUACAUUACACGAACGCGUGCACACAGGGGAGAAGCCUUAUAAAUGUGAUGUAUGCCGAAAGUCAUUUGCUCAACCAACCCACCUCACCACACACAAACGCAUACACACUGGGGAAAAGCCCUACAAAUGUGAUGUAUGCUUAAAGUCGUUCUCUGUAAAAUCUUGCCUCACAGAACACAAACGCGUGCACACCGGUGAAAAACCCUACAAAUGCAAUGUGUGCUUGAAGUCAUUUUCUAAGAGAUCACAUCUCACAUUACACAAACGCGUGCACACUGGGGAGAAGCCUUACCAAUGUGCGUUGUGCUUAAAGUCCUUCGCUGAUAAAUCCUCGCUUACAGUACACAAACGUGUGCACACUGGUGAAAAACACUACAACUUAAUACACUACGACUGUAAUGUGUGCUUUAAGUCGUUUUCUAAAAAAUCUCAUUUAACAUUACACAAACGCGUGCACACCGGUGAAAAACCCUACCAAUGCGAUAUUUGCUUAAAAUCAUUUCCUGAGAAUGGUUCCUUGACAAAACAUAUGCGCGUCCACACUGGUGAGAAGCCAUUCAAAUGCAAUGUUUGCUUAAAAUCGUUUACUUCAAAUUCCACCCUCACGGGACACAAACGCGUGCACACAGGUGAAAAACCCUACAAAUGCAAUGUUUGCCUAAGGUCGUUUUCUGAGAAUAGUACCUUGACAUACCACACGCGUGUGCACACUGGUGAAAAACCUUUCAAAUGUGAAAUUUGCCUUAAGUCGUUUUCUAGAAAAGCCAAUCUCACACAACACAAACGAUUGCACACUGCCAAAAAGUCUUACAAAUGUGAAGUUUGUUCCAAAUGUUUUUCACAAAAACGCAGUCUAACAAAACAUAAAUGCGUGCUCACCGGUUAAAAGUUCUACUAAGUUUAAUUGUGUUUAAUGUCCUUUGUAUCAAACUCAAGAUUAGAUCAUACAAAUGCAUACAAACAAGUGAAUAACCUUUUAUAUGAUGGGUAUGCUUUUAAAUUUUUUCCUAAAACUCUAACCAGAUGGAUGAAAACUUGAGGGCUUAUUUAAUCAUUUAUAUUGCUUUUUUGUUAGACGUUUUAAGUAUCGAUUUGUAAAUUAUUAGGGUAUUAACGCCCUCCAUAAGAUACAUUUACUGCUAAAGUUUUAAUUAUUGUUGUUUAAUUUUAAUUAAACUAUUUUAACCUCUAGGUGUUUAAGUGAUGAUUAAAUGUUAAAAAAGGCAAUAUUUUUUAUAUUAUAUUAUUUAUGUGUAAUUAUAGAUUUACCCAUUUUUUACC